Belonocnema kinseyi is the source of this 505-nucleotide messenger RNA. RefSeq lists its product as uncharacterized. The record is from RefSeq and is a predicted model, not a curated record. The transcript is spliced from 2 exons. Gene Ontology annotation, biological process: mitochondrial electron transport, cytochrome c to oxygen. NCBI's taxonomy places the organism in Eukaryota, Metazoa, Arthropoda, Insecta, Hymenoptera, Cynipidae. The coding region runs from base 185 to 400 and encodes 71 amino acids.
UUUUCGUCAUAAUCUAUUUUUCACUUCACAGUUCACAGCCAUAUUCCAGUGUGUGAAAGGAGAUAAGAUAGGAAGGUCAUUUUGGAACCAAGAUAAGAGUUCCGAAUAAAAUUUGCCAAGAGUGAGAGUAAUUCUCCGUCGACCAUCACUUUACGAAAUAAGAAAGCAUUUUUCGAGAAACAAAAUGUCUGUCCAAGCUUUGAGCAAGUCGAGGCCUUUGAUUGUUGGAGUCAUCGGAAACCAAACGAGAAACAAAUACACUGCAAUUGUUUCCACACCUCCAAGAAAUAGAAUUUCUUUCGCUGAGAAGGUGACACAUGGAAUUAUUAUGACUGCUGCAAUAUUGGCAUUUCCACUUUACGUUUCAACAAACCUGAAACAUUACAAGGGAAGUAACUAGACUUGAAAAUCAACAAAAAAAUAGUACUAAAUUUGGUAAAAGUUACUUUGAGCUAAAUGAUUUGUAAGUUUCCUUUAUUAAAAUAACUAUUAUGAUGAAAAAUUA